CAGGCAGCCAGAGCAGGACAGGACACAUGGCUCAAGGAUCGAGACGAUACAGGCUAUGGAUGGGAGUGAGCCUGAUGGCUCUGGGCGUCCUCCUCGCCUUGUGCUGUCGUGAAGGGAGCGCGUUGGCAGCGGAGCAGGGAGGACAAAGCGCGAUGGAAAAGAGGGUGGACCAUCUGGCCAGCCGGGGGCCUGUGGUGACGCUAGCGGACGGCAACUUCACCCGUUACACGGACGGCAAGUCGAGGCCGUACAGCGUCGUCGUGCUCUUUACUGCUCUGGGGUCCCAGUACAAGUGCACCGCAUGCAGGACGGUGGAAGAACCGUACGUCAAGGUGGCCGAGGCCUACUCGCGGCAGUACAACAUCCGAGAGGCCGAGCACAAGGUCGUCUUCGCGAGGAUAGACAUUGAGAAUGGAGGCACUACCUUCGGGAACCUUGGCGUGAACACGGCUCCGCGCGUGUUUGUCGUGCCGAGGGGGACGAGCUUCCCCCAGGGGCGUGGCCUCGCGGACUUCGAAGCGACGAACACGCUGUCUAGGGCCGACGGCGUUAUCGACAAGUACCUGGACACCCUCGGCAAGGUCACGGGGGCAAGGGUUGUGAUCGUUGCUGACUCGUCGGGGCUGCUGCCGGCCGCCUUGCUCCUUGGCGUUAUCCUCGGAGUCGCCGCGCACUUCCUCGCGGCCGUGCCGUCAAGGGUGAUGACAACGGUGCGACACAAGGGGCUCUGGUUCGCGGUGUCCAUGGGGUGCUACAUGACCGGCGUCGGGGGCAUGAUCUACUGCAUCAUUCGCAACCCCAAGACACACGGCUACCACCAGGACGGGGCAACGGCGAUGAUGAGCCCGGGGGGGAGAGACCAGUUCUGGUAUGAGGGUAUGGUGGUGUCGGUGUUGUACCUCUUCAUGUCCGCGGCCAUCCUAGGGGUGUACUACGCAGCGAGUUGGAAGAGGGUGCCCUACCCUUUGCGGACGGCUGCGGUUCUCGCGUGCAUCACCGUCCUGUGCUACGUGGCCUCAUUGUACAUGGCCCUCUACGCCAAGAAGACGCCGUGGUACACCUUGAAAGAGAUGAUUCCCCCCGUGGUAUCGGAGUUCCACAAGGGGCCGUUGAAGCGGAAGCACGGACUCCUGAGGCGCCUGGUCCGUCUGUCUUACCUCUGGCUGGACGACUACACGGGAUUCUGGACGUUCUACGCGAAGCUGAAGAUGCUCCUGUGGGACUACCUGGUGCGGAGGCUGGACACGGCGCUACGGGGGUGGAUGCCGUCGCCUUGAUCCUGACGGGGUGGCGAUUAGUGUGUAUGUAAGUAGCGAAGGUAGGAUUUACGUGACGUUAUCCCUAUCGCGGGGUGUCGAAUGUAGUGGGUGACCGACGUCGUCAUUGUGAUCGGUGUGCCAGGGAGGUUGGGAGACCAAAGGUUUGUGCGCACCUGUCCGCUCACGCGGCAAGGGAGCGUUGGUUUCACAAAAAAAGUGUCUUGAUCCAUCGGGAGGAUAGGUUUUGUAUGCGGCGCGAGUGAGAUGGGAGAAAAGAGUCUGUUGCGUCUUAGAAAGAACGGACAAUGGUGAGGGCGGUGCGCGUAAGAGAAUCAUGAUCGAUACCGCCCUGAGUCGAUCUUUCUUAUUCGUAUAUGGGGUUUGUUGCUGAGAGACGGGUGUCGCACCCGUACUGCUGUGAAAGUGUCCUGUCCGCUGGUCCCCUUGGAGGAUGUACUUCAGGAUGUGACCUUGUAUACAAGGGAGAUGGGUGCUGUCAAACAUGGAUGACGGUUUGCAACAUGGCGUACGUGGUGCGCCCGUACAACUUACAGCCGUCACGGGAGACUAGGACGUUCGGGUGUGUGGUUCGCCGGUGCCCCCCGCUUGACACGGAUCCCGCGGGCGACCGCACCGCAGGUGUCGACAAGCGAUGUGCUCUGCUCAACCCACACGGCCUUAGUACACCCGACCGGUCUCGGUGUGCCUACCGCAGAUGAUGUGCGUCAGGGUUAGCUACACCAAAAGAACCCGACUAGACGGGACGGGUCUCGUGAAGGUCAAAAUACAGGCUUCAAGAAUUUGAGCCUCCUGGCCUUACGAGUCAGGGAACUUGUCCUGCGAAGUUGAGUGGGAUCUCCGAGCCCGGCUGCAAAAACGACUUCCUGUUCAGGAUUGGUGAUGAUGAACGGAAGUGUCUUUCCACCAUAGCCAACCAACGCAAGCAAGACAUGCCCCCCCGCUUUCCCUCUUCUGUGUUAUUACUUGCAGCAUUCCUGUCCGUCGUACUCAACCACCUCUUGCCUUCACACCACCCACGCGUUUUCAUCACCCCUCCCCUCUCACAUUCAUACAUGCAAUCCAUCCGUCCACUUCACGAGGCAACAAAUAAUUAAAAAAAGGGUCUGUUUUGUUCAGUCCACGAAACGUAGACGUGGGGCAUGGGGCAGACCCGCUCGCGACGAUCUCUGAAUGGACAAGCGCACAACACCGACAUUAAUUCGCGAAUCUUCCGCACUUCCAACCAACUACGUUUCAUAUUUUAGUUAAUACAUCACAUCUCUUGUGGGAUGAACCCGUCGCCUUCUACUACUACUACAGGUGUUGAUGGUGGGACUGUUUACGAAGGUCGCUACCCGACUCUGUUUCGUCCGUCCGAUACACAGGCCGAAGGCCGGCGCCUACACGAGCCGUCCGCUCUAACCUCCGCCGUCGCGGCGCAGGCUGUUUUUUCAUAAAAGCCGUGAACGAUCGCGUUCAACAAUCAAGCCAACCUCACGAACCAUGAGCGGAACCCCGACUAUCCAAACGUACACAGCUUGGAACGGAAAAUACCGAGGGACAGUCCUACUACCAGAAUCAUUGACUACCGAGGGCUCCGUAACCAAAAACGUCGAGACCAGUUGUCGUCAUUUCACACGGCGGUAGGCAGGGCUCAUCAUGCGCGACAGCACGUGUUUUGUCUGUCAAGCAUGAACUCAACUCUUCUCACUUGUAAUAGUCAGAGCUGUUGGGCCGCUUUGCGUGAAAAUCGCUCGGUCGGCAGGACGGGCUCCCUCAACACGCAAAAAAAAAAAACCCAUGAAGAAAACUCCUCUUCAAAGGGUAAUUACAUCCGAUCCGUCGCGUGCUCGAAUGCAGUGAUGGCGGCUGGACGUAAACGUAAACAUGAAAUCUGGAGGCGACACAUGAACUCUUACUGAAAGAGAAACGACUUUUUCGAAGUACAACAGGACAUACUAACAACACGAUCGCCGGUGCACAGCUCCGCUCCUUAACGCAACGGGCCUCCAAAAAUGUAACAACCGUCUCCGGGCACUUAACGAGUCACGCGGGCACCCCAAGGGCAGCUGAAUCGAUAGCGCUCGGUGUUCCAGCUGAAGGGGGAUGUGCACAUCUAUCAAAAUACUUACCUCUGGUAACGUCCCACAUCUACUGCCAACGCUGCUUCCUCUUGGUGACCAUCGCCAGUUCCCGCUGGCUCGUCGGGGUCCUUCGAUGCCACCCUCUUACUGCUGUCGCUGCUGCUGCU
Molecule: messenger RNA, 3510 nt
Organism: Ectocarpus sp. CCAP 1310/34
Lineage: Eukaryota; Phaeophyceae; Ectocarpales; Ectocarpaceae
Source: the annotation of a GenBank genome assembly